Pteropus alecto (black flying fox) is the source of this 3097-nucleotide messenger RNA. It is a transcript of the gene PWWP3A, whose product is annotated as PWWP domain-containing protein MUM1. The coding region runs from base 828 to 2822 and encodes 664 amino acids. Gene Ontology annotation, molecular function: nucleosome binding. The transcript has 13 exons. The record is from RefSeq and is a predicted model, not a curated record. Gene Ontology annotation, biological process: chromatin organization; DNA repair. Gene Ontology annotation, cellular component: cytosol; nucleus. Lineage: Eukaryota; Metazoa; Chordata; Mammalia; Chiroptera; Pteropodidae.
CGCCCCCAUGCCUGACCCCCGUGUUGCCCAACCCCCCUGCUACCCGGACUUCCUCUGUUGCCUGAACCCUGCCUCUGCCUGAAUUCCUUUAGUGCCUACGCCCCUCUUUUGCUGAUUAAACCCUUUUUCUGUUGCCUGAACCUGUUCGUCUCUGCCUGAAGCCCCACCUCUGCUGACUGAACCCCCUCUCCUGAUUGAACUCCUUCUCUACUACCUUAACUCAGCUAUCUGAACCCCCAUCUCUGCUCUCUGAGCCCCUUCUGCUGAUUGAACCUCUUCUCUGCUGCCUAAACACUCCCGUCUCUGCCUGAAUCCCACUUCUGCUGAGUGAACCCCCUGGCUGCUGCUUGUGACCCCCCCCUUUGCACAAAUGACCUCCCCCCACGUUUUUGUCCGCGCCACGGCCCAGGGAGAGUUCUUGUGGACGUAACAGGCGUCAGCAGCUGUGCUUCCCUGCAGAGACACGGCCAACAGAGCAGGCCUUUUCCUCCUGUGUUAAUUCUUUGGUCAUCGUCAGCUCCCCAGGCUGGAGGGUUGUGGAUUCCAUUUGGGAAAAAAAUAAUCUAGACGCAACCCUCAGGAGAGAAUCUGGCUGUUCUCUUUACGAAAAAAGUUCAGGUGCAUGCGUGUGGGGCAGUCACCUCUGGCAUCCAGCGUCUGGUGACAGGCCAGCCCCCUACCUUUGCCCUCCAGGGUCGCGUUGGCGUUAAGAUCGCCAGCAAACGGCCAGAAACCACCGUGCGAAUUUCUUUGCAGGGUCCGUCGCGCCGGACCUGCCAGCACCGUGCUUGUGCCAAGUCCUCACGGCCGCCACAUGCGUCUCCAGCAUGACGGACGCCGCGUACGUCCUCUGCAGAUGGAAGGAGCGGUUGUGGCCUGCAAAGGUUUUGGCCAGAACCCAGGUGUCAGCGACAACUAAGAGAAAAAAAGGAUUUUUUCUAAAUGUUCAAAUACUCUCCGUAGACAAAAAAGUAAGGGUGAGAAGCACGGAAGCCAGGACCCUGGAGAAGUCCCACAUCGAAGACAUAGCCUCCUUGCUGGCCUCACAGAAGGACGUGCCUGCCGAGCCCGUGGAGGAGCUGACCUAUAGGCGGGCGCUCCGGGUGGCUCUGGACAUUCUGAAUGAGGGGACCUGUCUGCGGCCAGAGGACAUGGCACAGGGAGAGGGAGCCGCUGGGUCUGCGGGAGGGGACCCCACGGACUCGAUCACUGCACACUGCGACCCCAGCCCUCCGCCCCCUGUCCCCACGGUCGUGCCGGCCAGCUCUGGGCCCGAGAGGAGGGAGCGUGUGCGCCAGAGCCUGGCAGGCUCGCCCACCUGCGGAGAGGACCCCAGGUGCCGAGGGGACCCCGAGAAGCGGCUUGGGGAGAACGAGAGGCCUCUCGCCCUGGUGGUGUCAGCCAGAGGUGGAUCCAGGACACACCUUGAAGACUGGCCGGCCCCGAGUCGAAGGACGAGAAGUUCGCCACGGCAGCCCAGAGGGCAGCAGGCUGGCCCUCUGCUCUCGGAGGGCGGCCGGGGCAAGGGGGACGAGGACUCGCCUGGCCGUGGGGCAGCCCCGAGCUCAGCCCCCCAGGCUAGGGAGCGGAGUCUGCGGGCCAGGGUGUGCCACGAGGCCUGGCCAGGCGACGGCCCCCCUGUGCGCCCUGCCUGCCCGGACACGCAAGGCCCCGCUGCGAAGCAGCUGUGCUUGGCCGGGAGCCUGGACUCCGGGCCUAGGGGCCGGAUGACUCUGCGCAGCACCCCCAAGCCCGGCGUGCCCGUGGAUGGCUCGAGGCUACGCAUCCCGGACGAAGACGGUCGGUCUUCCGGAGAGUCGGUGGAGUCGGACCCCGUCCAUCCCAUCCUGGAGGACGAGGACGAGGACGAGGACGAGGAGCCCCCAAGGAUCCUCCUGUACCACGAACCGCGUUCAUUUGAGGUGGGGAUGCUGGUCUGGCUGAAGUACCAGAAGUACCCGUUCUGGCCGGCAGUGGUCAAGAGCGUCCGCAGGAGAGACAAGAAGGCCAGCGUGCUGUUCAUCGAGGGCCACAUGAACCCCCGGGGGCGAGGCAUCACAGUUCCCCUCAAGAGACUGAAGCACUUUGACUGCAAGGACAAGCAGGCGUUGCUGGACGAGGCCAAGGCGGACUUCAACCAGGCCAUCGGCUGGUGCGUCUCCCUGAUCACCGACUACAGGGUCCGGCUCGGCUGCGGCUCCUUUUCCGGCUCCUUCCUGGAGUACUAUGCGGCUGACAUCAGCUACCCCGUGCGCAAGUCCAUCCAGCAGGACGUGUUGGGGACGCGCUUCCCCCAGCUCUGCCAGGAGGACCCCGAGGAGCCGGAGGCGGGCAGCCCCUGGGGCAGGAGGCCGCCCCGCAGGAAGGUGCUCCCCGACCGCUCGCGGGCCGCCCGCGACCGCGCCAACCAGAAGCUGGUGGAGUUCAUCGUGCGGGCGCGAGGCGCCGAGGGCCACCUGCGCGACAUCCUGCGCAACAGGAAGCCGUCGCGGUGGCUGAAGACCUUCCUGCGGUCGGGCCAGUACGUGACGUGCGUGGAGACGUACUUGGAGGACGAGGAGCAGCUGGACCGCGUGGUGAAGUAUCUGCAGGGGCUCUGCCAGGACGCGGACGGCCGGGCGCUGGCGCGCAGCAGCGGGGACCGGAUCCGCUUCAUCCUGGACGUGCUGCUGCCCGAGGCCAUCAUCUGCGCGAUCUCGGCGGUGGACGCGGUGGACUACAAGACGGCUGAGGAGAAGUACAUCAGAGGACCGUCGCUUGGCCACCGGGAAAAAGAAAUAUUUGAUAACCAGCUCCUGGAAGAAAGGACCCAGCGAAGCUGACGCCGGCGUGGCCAUCGGGCGCGGUGGGGGCCACCGGGGCCGUCGCGUCCCUCACACAGUUUCAAGGACGGCCUCGGGACGCGCGCGCCUCCCACGGGUCCGGGUUUCUCUGCCUGGCUCCGGGGAGUGCACAGUUCUGCAGAGUUUCUAGAAGGACAGAGUGGUCUCUUACGUUCUCUCGUCACAUGUGGCUGUACUGAAUGGUUUAAGGUACACGUUUGUCUUUUUAUGUUAAAAAGCAUCGUAUCCGACAUUAAACUGGAGUUUUAAGAAGA